AUGGACCCGGUAUCGAUAGUUGCCGCCGCCUUAGCCAUCGUUUACCAGGUGACAGGUGGGGCCUACUCCUACCAGCGCCAGAGAUGGGGUCCAUGGGGUCAUUUCUUAGGUCUGACUAGGCUUGUCGAUACCAAGGCAGUCCAAGAACUGCAUUGGAACAUCAACACGUGGACGGACGAAGAGGUCAUGGCUUGGAAACAAUCUUUUAUAUCGACAUGCUCGGCCAUCCAAGUCGCUGGUGCGAUCUUUGCCAGUGUCGGACUCACCACCCUUCAAUUGCCUAACACGGACUCUACGCAUUGGAGCGCGAGAGCAUUAUUGACCUGCUUGAUGAUCCUAGGAGGUCUAUCAGUCGUCUUCGCCGCCUCACAGCAACAGAACAUUGCAGUCCUCAACAAAGCACUCGAUAUCCGUUCGUGGCUUAGCCGAGGCAAAACCGAAAUUGGACGUCGACAGUAUGAGAACCCCUACGUACAUCUUCCCCUCGAGAGCUCUGUGGCAGCUUUGAAGCAAUGGAACACUCCAAAAGUCGUGCUCAAUUUGGCUGUGUUGCUCUACACUAUCGGGUUUGGUAUUUACCUGCUCUACUCCUGGAUUUACCAUGUAGAGCCUGAUGACGGGCGAAACGAUUUUCGCAACGUCUUCAUCGCCUUUGUGGCAACAGUGGGAUGUGUCUGUAUCUAUGUCGUUAUCGUCGGCGGCUUCGCAUUCGCUGACGAGCUGAAAAGACACUUAGACUUCGGCCUGGGCAGAUCCACCACAUUUGCCAAGCCAGUCUCGCAACAGCAGUUGGAGGAAUGGCUAAAGAUUCUUCAGGAUAUGCAGUCUACCACUUCCGGAACAGACGAGAUAUAUGGCAGGCUAGAAACCGCGAUCAGCACUCUGCAGACGAAAUGGGAAGCAGAAAGAAUCGAACGUGACCGGCUGAGGACGGAAUACAGGGAACGGAGAUUGCGGACGGCAUUGACCGAACAGGCUUGA
This is a messenger RNA of Exophiala viscosa, 981 nucleotides long. RefSeq lists its product as uncharacterized. The coding region runs from base 1 to 981 and encodes 326 amino acids. Lineage: Eukaryota; Fungi; Ascomycota; Eurotiomycetes; Chaetothyriales; Herpotrichiellaceae. The transcript has 2 exons. The record is from RefSeq and is a predicted model, not a curated record.